AAAGAAUCAAGACUGAACGAUUGAACAGCUCACCAACCAUUUUGUGAAGACGGACUGAACGUCAAGCAAGGCUGCAUUUGAAGCUCUAUCCGAACAGAGGUGGUAAAUCCAAAUCUUACUUACAAUUCUCAUCACUGAUUGAUUCCACCUUCACUUCAGAGUUCCCAAGGAGAGAAAGCAAGAAAAUUCACCAUGAUGAUGAAGAUUAACCUUUUAUCGAUGUGCUUUGUGUCUCUGUCGUUGGUGUUAUUGACAGUGCUGCCACACGCCUCCUUGGCGCAACUCGAAGGAGAAGAUUUGGCAUGGGCGUAUGUUUCGUUGACAAUUCCACAAGGCAACUUCACCGGCAACUACACCGUCAGUGUCAAUCGCGGUCGACCCAUGGCUGAUUCGAUCGAAACCGAUGAACCUACCAGCGCACCGACAGCACCGCCCACACGCAGUCCUACACGAGCACCGACUCGAGCUCCCACCCGGGCUCCAACAAGAGCUCCCACAAGAGCACCCACACGAGCACCCACAAGAGCACCCACUCGCAGUCCGACUCCAGCACCGACUCUCACUCCUCAAGCACCCAAUUGUCCCUUUUGCUCCAACGGCGCAUCGGUGCCACCGGGUCGAUCCCCGCUCAUUCGCAUGCCCGAUGGCGUCAUUCAAUCCUGUCAUGGCUACGAGCAGGUGGCGACUCUCUUUUACAAUGAACCGGACUGUGAUGUGUUUGGACCCGUCCUCAAUAAUGUGUCGCUGACAGCCUACUGCGGAUGUCCGUUUGACGAUCCCCCCAGCCCACCCGUCUGCACGCUGUGUGCCAGUGGUGCCGCUCCCGCCGAUUUGAAUAAGGAUCAUCAGGGAUUGACCUGUGAAAAUUGGAAUGAUUUUGCUCGAGCGGCCUUGCAGGCAUCGGUCUGUGAGGUGGAUCUAUUGAGUGCCAGAGCGGCAUGUUGUUAG
This is a messenger RNA of Seminavis robusta, 948 nucleotides long. The record is from the annotation of a GenBank genome assembly. Lineage: Eukaryota; Bacillariophyta; Bacillariophyceae; Naviculales; Naviculaceae.